This is a messenger RNA of Corythoichthys intestinalis (scribbled pipefish), 778 nucleotides long. It is a transcript of the gene cox4i1, whose product is annotated as cytochrome c oxidase subunit 4 isoform 1, mitochondrial. The transcript is spliced from 5 exons. The record is from RefSeq and is a predicted model, not a curated record. The coding region runs from base 91 to 600 and encodes 169 amino acids. NCBI's taxonomy places the organism in Eukaryota, Metazoa, Chordata, Actinopteri, Syngnathiformes, Syngnathidae. Gene Ontology annotation, biological process: mitochondrial electron transport, cytochrome c to oxygen.
CCGUCGUAAAUAGUCCGUGGCCAACUAAGUACUUCCGGUCUACUGCACUUUCUUUGAGACUAUCGGUAGGCGACAGCAAGAAAAAUACAAAUGCUGGCAACCAGAGCCCUGAGUCUUGUUGGCAAACGCGCCAUUUCCACAUCUGUCUGCUUACGUGGCGGUCAUGGUGUCGCCAAGGUGGAGAGCUACACGCUCCCUGCGUACUUUGACAAGAGGGAGGACCCCCUUCCGGAUAUCCGUUAUGUGCAGAGCCUGAGUCCAGAGCAGAAGUCACUAAAAGAGAAGGAGAAAGGCUCAUGGCUCGCACUCUCUAAUGAGGAGAAGAUUGCAUUGUACCGCAUCAGCUUCAAGCAGAGCUUUGCUGAGAUGAACCAGGGAACCUCUGAGUGGAAGUCUGUGCUGGGUGGUGUGUUUUUCUUCCUUGGCUUCACUGGUCUGGUAGUGCUCUGGCAGAGGAAGUAUGUGUAUGGACCAGUCCCUCACACAUUUGAGCCUGAGUACAAGCAGAAAGAGUUGCAGAGGAUGCUGGACAUGAGAAUGAACCCAGUGGAAGGGUUGUCAUCAAAGUGGGACUACGAAAAGAAGCAAUGGAAGAAGUAAAGUCCCAAGCGGACCAUGUCAAUAUUUGAAAAUUAAAGCAGACCAACUGAAAGAUCCUAUCUUGCCUGCAAUAGCAUAUUUCUCAGCCACCCUUGUUACCUCGGUGUGAUCAGUGUGGAAGGCCUCUUCCUCUUAUGUUUAUUGUAAAUUACAUAAAUAAUAAAAAGUUCUGAAUCCA